Molecule: messenger RNA, 3588 nt
Organism: Vombatus ursinus (common wombat)
Lineage: Eukaryota; Metazoa; Chordata; Mammalia; Diprotodontia; Vombatidae
Gene: CDCP1
Product: CUB domain containing protein 1
Exons: 9
Coding region: 16-2538 (840 amino acids)
Source: RefSeq, a predicted model, not a curated record
GGGCUAGCAAGAGCCAUGGGCGGCCGUAGCCGCGGCAAAGCGGCGGCGACGCUGCUGCUGCUGGUGGGGCUGCUGCAACUGGGCGCUGUGGCGCAGGUUGGGCGCUGGACAGAAUUUGAUAUUUUCCUCCCACAUAGAGAUAACAUCACAGUUUUUAUAGAACGUGGGACUGUACCUCCGCCAACAAAUGCCUGCAACAUUAUUUUCCAGAGAAGACGCUCCUUCACAUUGAUCAUCAAACCUGGGGAAAGAGCCAUCUUUAGCUUUGAUUGCCCUGAUCCAGCAAAGCAUUAUGUCCUGGAAGUCCAGAAGAGUAUUGAUUGCAUGGCAGGUCCGUGUCCUUUUGGAGAAGUACAGCUCCAGCCUUCGAGAUUACCUGCCCUAAACAGGACGUUUAUCUGGAAUGUGAAAGCUAGCCCAAAAGUUGGCCUUGAGCUGAAGUUCUCCAGCCCUCGGCUGAGACAGAUUCGUCCAGGAGACACUUGCCCAGACUUGGUUACCUAUAGCAUCAGUGGCUCUAUUGAGAAGACAGCUGCCAACAUUGGAACCUUCUGUAGCAAUGGCACAAUCUCACAAAUCAAAAUGCAAGGAGGAGUCAAGUUGGCCUUACACUUACCAUGGAAUCAAAAUAGAAACUUUUCCGGUUUUAAUAUUACAAACCGGUCUUCUAUAAAACGACUCUGCAUCAUUGAAUCCGUGUUUGAAAAAGAGGGCUCAGCAACCCUGAUGUCUGCCAACUACCCCGAGGGGUUCCCAGAAGAUGAGCUCAUGUCAUGGCAAUUUGUCAUCCCCCCUUACCUCCGAGCCAGUGUAUCUUUCCUCAACUACACCCUCUCCAACUGUGAGAGGAAGGAGGAAAGGGUUGAGUACUAUAUCCCAGGAUCACUCACUAAUCCAGAGGUGUUUCAACUUGGAGAUAAGCAGCCUGCUAACAUGGCUGGAAACUUCAACCUGUCUUUGCAAGGCUGUGAUCAGGAUUCCCAAAACCCUGGAGCCCUCCGACUGCUCUUUCAAGUUUUGGUUCAGCACCCUCAGAAUGAAGGCAAUAAGGUCUACACCAUUGACUUGAGAAGUGAAAAAUCCAUGUCACUGACCAUCGAGCCAAAACCACUCAGGACAAACCGGCACUUUGUUCCUGCCUGCUUAAUCUGUGAGGGGCCCACAACAUGCAGCCCCAACUUGACCCUGACAUCUGGCAACAAAUAUGAGAUUUCUUUCCUUUGUGAUGAUAUGACCCGCCUAUGGGUCCAUGCGGAAAAGACAAUCAGUUGCGCAGACAGUGGAUACUGUAGCAGGAAGAGCUACCAACUUCUUGUUGCCAGUGACAUCAUCCAGCUGCCUGUUCAGCUACGUGACUAUACGUGGAAGCUGCUAGUUCCAAAGGACAAAUUCAGCCUCCAGUUGACGCCUGCCCAGAAGCUUCAGCAGCACACUCACGAGAAGAACUGUGAAACCACGUUCAGUUAUUUACUGGCCAGUGCUGUUCCAGGCCAGAACCUCUAUUUUGGCUCCUUUUGUCCCGGGGGGUCAAUUGAGAAAAUUCAGGUGAAAACGAACAUCUCCGUGGUCCUCAAAACAUUCUUACCAGGGUUCUCUAGAGAAGCUUUCAGACAGGGGAUGACGGUGACAUUUAUACACUCUCUCAAAGAUGAAGGUGUUUUCACUGUGACACCAGACUCCAAAGCCAAAGUUUACCUGCGGAGCCCUAACUGGGAUCGAGGCCUGCCCCCUUUAACCUCAGUAUCCUGGAACAUCUCAGUCCCCAACAAUCAGGUGGCCCACCUGACAUUCUCCAAGGAGAGAAUGGGCGUGUCCUGUGAAACAGGCAGGGCCUUCAUGAUCAUCCAGGAGCAAAAGGCAAAGGCAGAAGAAAUUGUCAGCCGAGAUGAUGAACCACUACCCAAGCCUAGAGAUUUACAUCACAACUUCUGGGUCAACAUUUCCAACUGCAGCCCAAUGAAUGGCAAACAGCUAGAUCUUCAAUUCUGUGUGUCUCUCACCCCAAAGAAGAUGGACAUGACGGUGAUCAUCCUUGCUGCUGUGGGUGGUGGAGCAACACUCCUCUUUGCUCUGGGGCUCCUCAUUUGUUAUGCCAAAAAGAGUAAGAAAAAGAAGGUUGGCAAAGGCCCUGCAGUGGGCAUAUACAAUGGCAAUAUCAACACUCAGAUGCCCGAGAAGACCGGGAAGUUCCACAAAGGGCGCAAAGACAAUGACUCCCACGUCUACGCAGUCAUCGAUGACACCAUGGUGUAUGGGCAUUUGCUCAAUGUCUCAAAUGGGUCCUUCACCGGUCCGGAAGUGGAUGUGUAUCGACCCUUCCAGGGCCCCAUGGGGGAUAUACCUCCUUCCCCACCUCCCAUCUGCUCCAGGAUCUCUACAAGGAAACUACACCCGGAGGACCCUCUCCCAUUCUUCCUUCCUGAGUCUGAUGGGGAACCUUAUACUUUCUCUCAUCCCAAAUCAGUAGAGGUCAAAGGGAAUGGAGACAACGAUAUACCUUUACUGGAAAAGAAGGAGCUAGAAGAUAUCAUGGAAUAACUUGGAAUCACCCUCUCCCCCACAAAAGACUCCCUCAAAAAGCACAUGGUAACUCCGCCCAGAGGCUUAUGAGUCAUCCUUGUAGGAAAGCAAGGAAAAAGGAACUUUUAUGGUAGAACCAGGAGGGUAAAUUUCCUGAAAAUAUCUCCAGAUGAACUCAUUUUAGUGGUGUCAAAUUGAUAACCGCUUUUUUUAAAAAUUUGGAUACAAUGAUCAGAGUUCACAGUUUUAUUAAAAACUUGCAUGGGAAAUAAAGACUAAAUGAUCUGGGAUUCCCUGGCCUAUGCAUGUAGGACAGUGGAACCAGAAAGUGUGAGACCCCAGGAAUGCAGCAGAAUCGUUCUGCUCUGGAGGCUCUGAAGAGUGAAGGGACUUCGCCACAUCAUCUAGAGGGCUGAGUUCUUGGAUCUUGGUGCCUACAUUGGCCCAUUUCAUGAAUUUGGGAGUAUGACUCUUCUCCGAUGGGGGUGCAGAUGUGGCUGUUUUGGUUUUUUUUUUUAAACUUAUUUGCUUGUGAAUUUAAAAGUCAGAAAGGGUAAAGAAUCCUCCUCAGUAGCUUAGCAAGAAAGAUGUGCUGAUUAUCUGGGGCGGCUGGGUUUGGGAUUCCAUUAACCCAGAGGCAAAAAAAAAAGUGAUCACCAUGGCUUCUUUCAAAGUUAAAGUAUUUUGGAUUCUGUUUGACCAGUUGAGUUAGAUACAUCAUUUCUGCAGAUAGGAUCCAUAACAUCAUCGACUUAGAGGUGGAAAGGCCUUUAGAGGCGUCUAGUACAAGCCCCUCACUUUACAGAUGAGAAAACUGAGGCUCAAAGAGAAGUAGCUAUACAUAUACACACACAUACACAUACAUACACAUAUAUAUGUAUAAAUACAUAUACAUACAUGUGUUCAUAUGAUUCAAUAUAUUGAUGACUGGUCCCCUUUUCCCCUUUUAUUCGCCCAUGGUUCUCUAGCCCCCACUGGCAAUUAGAAGGAGCCCCACCCUCUAGACCUGUAUUUAUUAAAGGAAAAAAGAAAAAAAGCAAUAAAAUCCAACCAGUUUUUUUUAAUUCA